Podarcis lilfordi (Lilford's wall lizard) is the source of this 204-nucleotide messenger RNA. The record is from the annotation of a GenBank genome assembly. Lineage: Eukaryota; Metazoa; Chordata; Lepidosauria; Squamata; Lacertidae.
AUGGCUGCCGGGCGAGGGGGCCGCCGGCGGCAGCAGCAGCAGCAGCAGGCUCGGCGGCAGCGGGGGAGUCUCGAGAGGCAGGCGGCGGAGGAGGAGCAGCAGCGGCGGCGGCCCCUGAGGCAGGGGCGGCGGGACGAGCAGCAGCUGGAGCGGCGCCGCGGGGAAGGCUGGGCCUGGAGCAGCGGCGGCAGGUGGAGCUGCUGA